Molecule: messenger RNA, 1594 nt
Organism: Drosophila obscura
Lineage: Eukaryota; Metazoa; Arthropoda; Insecta; Diptera; Drosophilidae
Product: tubulin alpha chain
Exons: 3
Coding region: 176-1558 (460 amino acids)
Biological process (GO): mitotic cell cycle; microtubule cytoskeleton organization
Cellular component (GO): cytoplasm; microtubule
Molecular function (GO): GTP binding; structural constituent of cytoskeleton
Source: RefSeq, a predicted model, not a curated record
AAAACUGAUUAAUCCGCGCGCGGACAAUAAAUCGAUGUUAUGUACUUGCCAUGGAUUUCUAUGUCAGGGCUACUAAAAAUUGUCAAACAAAAUUCAUAAAAAAAAAAACAAAAAAUAAUUAUUUUUAAUAUUUUAAUCUUGAACAAAAUUAAGAGUAGUCGGAGGGAGAUGAUCUAUGGCUGGAAAAGGGGAGAUCAUCCAAAUACAUAUUGGCCAGGCGGGGGUGCAGAUAGCCAAUGCCUGCUGGGAGCUCUAUUGCCUGGAGCAUGGCGUCAUGGCCAAUGGCCGUUUGAUGCAACAGCCAGCGGAUGACUCGUUUCUGACCUUCUUUGAGUGCACCAGCCAGCAGUCAUGCGUACAGCCCAGACUUGUAAUGAUCGACACCGAGCCCACGGUUAUUGAUGAAAUCCGCACGGGCGCCUAUAAGAAUCUCUUUCAUCCGGACACGCUCAUCAGUGGCAAGGAUGACAGCGGCAGCAACUUUUCGCGUGGCUAUAAUCUGAUGGCCAGUGAGCUAUUGGAUCGCGCCAUGAAUGCUAUCAGACGCGUGGCCGAUCGUUGUAGAAGUCUACGGGGUUUUCUGGUCUAUCGGGCGAUUGGCGGUGGCACCGGCUCCGGUCUGGGCACACGCAUCAUGGAGAAACUAGUCGAGGAUUUUGGCAAAAAGAUGACCAUUGUGGAGUUUCUGGUGUAUCCAUCGCCAUCCAUAUCCCCUGUGAUUGUGGAGCCCUACAAUGCGCUGCUGGCCACACACUUCUCGAUGGACUGUGCGGAUGUCUCGUUCAUUGUGGACAACGAGGCGCUCUAUGAUAUCUGUGCCAAUACGCUGAGUGUGCCCGCACCCACCUACACCAAUUUGAAUCGCAUUAUUGGCCAAGUGGUGGCCGGAUUUACGGCCUCGCAGCGCUUUGGCGGUCAGUCCAGCGUUAGCUUUCAGGAGCUGCAAACAAAUCUGGUGCCAUAUCCGCGCAUCCAUUAUCCGCUGAUCAAUUACGCGCCACUGGUGCCCCACUCACACUCGCAGUUCGUCAAUAUGUCGACGGCCCAGCUGACGGGGCAAUGCUUUCAGAUGAGCAAUCAAAUGGUGCGCUGCAAUCCAUCGCAUGGCAAAUACAUGGCCUGUGUGCUGCUCUAUCGCGGCGACAUUGCCACCAAUGAGAUCAACUUGGCGCUGGAGAAUAUCAAGCGAACGCGAUCCUUUCGCUUUGUGGAUUGGUCACCCACCGGCUUCAAGAUUGGCGUUAGCAGCAUGCCGCCAGCGUAUGUGCCCGGCGGCGAUUUGGCGCCCACGAACAGCGCCUGCGUGGCCGUUUCGAAUAACACAAACAUACGGAUCGCCUGGUGUCGGCUGGUCAAUAAGUUCGAUAAGCUUUAUCAGCGGCGCGCCUUUGUCUACCACUAUGUGGGCGAGGGCCUGGAGGAGGGGAAUUUCAGCGAGGCAUCCGAGAAUAUUUGCCAGCUAGUACACGAUUAUCUGGAGGUGGAUCAGACGGCACCAAGUACGCCACGCGGCGGCGACGUCGACGACGAUAUGGAUUCAUUGGGCUCUGAUCAUUAAAAUUGGCUCUACCCUGCCUACCAUAAUAAAAUUCAU